Molecule: messenger RNA, 7766 nt
Organism: Notolabrus celidotus (New Zealand spotty)
Lineage: Eukaryota; Metazoa; Chordata; Actinopteri; Labriformes; Labridae
Gene: klf13
Product: Kruppel-like factor 13
Exons: 2
Coding region: 655-1449 (264 amino acids)
Biological process (GO): regulation of transcription by RNA polymerase II
Molecular function (GO): DNA-binding transcription factor activity, RNA polymerase II-specific; RNA polymerase II cis-regulatory region sequence-specific DNA binding
Source: RefSeq, a predicted model, not a curated record
AUUAUGAAAAUCUGCUCAUGCAUUUGGGUUGCGCAGGAUGCAGCAGAACAGGAUGUUCCACCAUGAUGCCAUCCAUCCUCCUAUGUAAUCGCAUGUUCUCCUCCUAAAGCUCUCUGCAGUACAUAAUGUGUCGCAUGUGAGAUACAUCAUCUGAAUGCAUGGAGGCAACCUGUGGUGAAACUUCCAAGUAACUCGCCUUGCCGGGUGCAUUAGAGGACACGCAGCACCCAAUGAAUGAGCGGCUGCUCUGACGACGCUGCCGAGCGCUGCCGGUCGACACGCCCCCAGCAUGGAUACAACCAGCAGGAACAGGCGCUCAGGAGACACACUCACUAUGCUGGAGAGUGUUUGGAGCCGCGAUGGGAGUUAACACAUCCAAGUUUGUAGAGGUCCUGUUACCAGCGUCAUUGCACUAAACAAAGACAUUGGGUUUGUUUUUCUAUCUCUGCCUCUCUGUGUGUGUCUGAGGGGGUUUGUCUGCGUUUUUGUCCGAGGCGUUUCUCUCACAGGAUGUUGAUGAUAUUGGAAAGCCGGGUAAGAUCAUAAAGUCAGUUCUCUCUGAUGAGAACCACCUCCUCCUCUCCUCACCACACAAAGGGAACCACGGAACAAUUGCUUUUUUUUUUCUCAAACGCCAUCAUUUGAUUUUUCUGAAUGUCAUUAAGGAGCAGAGGGGGCUGUUUCAAAGACAAAAUGGAUCACUUUGCAGCAGAGUGCCUUGUUUCAAUGUCCAGUCGUGCAAUUGUUCACGCGCCUAAAGGGAAUAGGGAGAUUAAACCAGAAAUCCCGUCCUCCCCCAAGAACGGAGAGGAAAUUAAAGAGCCUUUGGUGAAAGAUAACUCCUCUCUUUUUGUGGUGGCGCGGAUUCUGGCGGAUUUUAACCAGCAGACUCCCAACAAUGUUGCCGAGCAGGCAAAAAUAAAGGAUGAGAGCAUGCCGGACCUCAUAGAUGAUGGAAACUCUGCCACACCUACCACCAUCUCCGAUCCUUCGCUCAAACAAAGAGGCAAAAGAUCGCGAGGUCGAACUGAGCAAGAAUCACCUCAGAAAAAGCACAAAUGCCACUAUUCAGGUUGUGAAAAAGUUUAUGGCAAAUCAUCCCACCUCAAAGCCCACCUAAGGACACACACAGGAGAGCGGCCUUUCCCGUGCACCUGGCCCGACUGCAGUAAGAAGUUCGCCCGCUCCGAUGAGCUGGCCCGCCACUACCGCACCCACACGGGGGAGAAGAAGUUCGGGUGCCCUCUUUGUGACAAGCGUUUCAUGCGAAGCGACCACCUGAUGAAACACGCUCGGCGCCACUCAGAUUUCCAGCCCGGCAUGCUGAAGAGGCCUCAUGGCAGCAGCGGCAGCAGCACCACACGUCCCAGUUCCCUCAGCGACUACAGCCGCUCGGACGCCUCCAGCCCCACCCUCAGCCCCACCCUCAGCCCUGCCAACUCGCCUUAAACUGAAACCCAGUCGCACUUUCUGCCUCUGACCUGGGAGGCCUGUGUUUUUGUCAUAACACUUGUGUUGCACAGUUGUCAGCAGCCCCCCUCCUUUUGCUAUUCCUGCGCUUGCUGUGGUGUACCAUACUGUACAUAACUGCUUAUUGUAGUGCAAUUACAUGUGCGAUCCUAAAAGAAGGUAAUGCCUUUCCCAGAUGGCAAUAUUACAUUCUGUACCAUAAGUCUGUAUUUUUUAGCUUCUGAUCAUGGCUAGUUGUCCAAUGUAUGUUUGCAGUCGACGGAACAAGCUUAGAAGAAAAAAAACAGACACCCUGACAAGUCUUAUCAAAACGGAUUUCUUCUUUGAGUUUUUUCUUCUUAUUUGAACGGGUGAGGAGAAGGGGUUCAUACACACACACACCUCAGGAUUGAAGACAGUAACUAUUUCUGUAAUACCACAGUACUUUCACAGUACUCACAUUGACUGCACAAUAUACUCAUCACUUUACUCUGAAAUUCAACAAGGGGUUGAAUUUUAAGCCCUUCUCAGGGAUGGCCUUGUUAGCUUGAAAGAAUGAACACGGAGAAGAGAAACAUACAGUACAUAUAUAGCAGCCUUACACUCAACACAAUUUGCACUCUUUGUUUUUUUGUUGGUUUUCACGUCGAGGAAACUCGCCCUACGCUCUUACGGUCAAUCAUACACACAAUGCAUGUUUUCUGUUUUCCUUUGUGUUGUUGGGGGUUCAAAUGUGAUACAGCUUCCCCAAAACAUCCACCUUCAGAGAGCAAAAGACAUCUGUUCUUUCACUGCAUCCUUAAUAUUCGGUCGCUGUUACACUGGGUUAAAUAUGUGUGUCGUUAAUCAGCGGUGUGCAGUGUAUACUGUGUGAAUCUGCAUUGUGGGAGGAUUGGGAUGAUACUGGGUUAACAGUUUUAAUAAUCACACUCAGCUGAAGAAACUUUACACCCUUUCAUGGAGACAGUUAAGUUUCAAAGCAGCUGUUAUUGCUCACUUUAAGAGCACUGUAUCAUCAGCCAAUGUUUCUCACACACACACACACACACACACACACACACACACACACACACACACACACACACACACACACACACACACACACACACACACACACACACACACACACACGCACGCACACAACGGACACAAAGGGACUUUAGUUGAAACAAUGUUUAUCCAUCUCUGAAGCACAUAGGAAAAAGUACCAAAGACAGAAGUGAAUGAAAGCCUUCUAUUCAGUGUUGUAAGGCGCCCUUCACUGAGGCCUGAGGCUGCUGGUUGGCAGUAUCACAGGUAGAGCCAGACAGCCUGCUUGCUUCCCUCCCUCCUGCCUUUUGUGGCCUCCCUGGAGGAAACAGCUGCAUCCCACAAGAAGCCAUUCACAGCCCGCAGGAGGAGUGCUAACAUGCCAUUCCCGGGGAAGUCCUACCUCCCUCCCCCAGCUCGCUCUACCUGUCCUGCCAGAGAGCAGCGGCGGAGCUUAGAGCCAGCUGAAUUGCGUAAGGUUGCCUAACUUGUGGGUCAAAUGUAGGCCAGAGUGUUGAGCAGAGCCAGGUUGGGCCAAAGCACACAGCGGACAAAGCGGCUAUCUGCAACAGUCAGGCAAGAGAGGGCAGGUCCCGAUAAAAGAGGAGAGGUUUAUCAUGAGUCGAGCAGCACAGAGGAGGAGACACCCAGCCACAGACAUACUCAUCUCCUCCUUUUUCCACCCUCCAACUGUAGAAACUGUGAGCAGAAAAAUGGCUGUAAUUAGCAGGUUGCUCCAACCUGCAGGGUUAAGACAAGUGUAUGAACAACAGUACUACCUAGACAAGGCUAGCAGCAUGGGUGGGAUUUACCCGACUCCAUCGGAAGCACAGGGAGAAAUCUUCCACUACUGCUGGAGAGCCAAAAUCCACAAUGCCUAGGAUGAUAUCGCUCCAAAUUCACAUCCAUAUACUGUCAAACAGCUGCUUUCAAACUUCUCUCUCGCAACAAGGGGGGCUUUUGAACUGUUGUAAUAACAUGUGAACCAAACAAACAUAUCAGCAAAGAGCAGUGCUCACCAGCCUCACGUCGUCCUGCCUGUGAAGCUCAGAUGUCCCCGUGAGAAAGCUCACUUGUGUUUUCUAGACAGACAUGCCUCAAUAAGUCAGGCAAAAGGCACAGUAAACCUUCCAUGGAAACGGGCACCGCUAUCAAAACUGCUGCAGCCCCCGCCGGUCUGUGUUAUGCCUACAUUUUCUCUUAAUGCUUCAGCACCAUGGCCAGAAAUAGUUUCACCCAUGUACUGUGGGUCCAGUUAAACCCCUCCACACUGUUGUCAUCAUGCUAGCUUUAUGCUACCACUGAUUCAACCUUCUCCUGCCCCUGCAGUCCCGUGCUUCACACUACAUGCAUGUUAACAAGUUUGACUUGGAAGCAUUGAGGCUGUUUGAGGCGGUCUGGCAGGUGUAAGUUCAUGAAUGGCGGGCCUUGUCCCUCGUUCUCCACUGCGGCCAUCUCUCUUUAAAGCUGUGAAGAAUCAGCUCUGUCACAAACAUCCUCCAGAAAGAAAACAUCCCUUAUUUAGAUCCAAUGCAGUAGUUUCCUCAAAACACAGCAAGAUGUUAAAAUAGUUUCCAAGCUGCAGGGUGACACUUUGAAUGCCACUGAUCAGCAGCGCUUAGUGAAGGAAGCACUGAGAGGGUUUUACAUUUACCAUGUCUCAAAGACAAAAAAAAUCUAAUUGCUGUUGAGCAGCUCUUUAUGGUGUUAUCCAUUACUUUUUUGUCAUAGUCAAUUUUUGCCUCCGUUUGUAACUUUCUCUCUUACAAUAAAAAAACAUCUUAAGUAGCUCGCCAAGCAGGUUUCACUUCCUAAUCCAUACUCUGCACAUUUACCUCAGGGUCAACAUCCGCAAAGCAAAGCAGAUACGGGACAGUUUGUGGACUUUAUUUAACAUCAGUUGCUGCACAGAAAUGUCUGCCAGCCCUUUCACCACCCUCGGUGUUCCUGGGUGCUCACUGCUGGUCAGUGUCCCGCCACACUGGAAACACAGGAACGACUCCUCUAAAAGGCCUAUAGCUCCAAGGGAGGCCUGUAAUGUCUUUGUAACAUCCUACAGUCCUGCUUUAAGCACUGGGCACUGUGGAGCUGUUUUUUAGUGUUACGCCCCUUUAACAUCUCUAACUUAUGGUGUCAGUACACUUACAGUAGGCAACAGGAAGCUACUACCAUCUGAAAUCAAACAGACUGUGACAGUGUACAAACAACAACCCAGUCUAUCCAUCCAUCCAGACUGCAGCAAUGACAUGAAGGCCUCCACAGGCAGAGUGUCUCAUUACUUUUACUCUCACUGUACCAAAUCUACUUGAAGAAUUCAACACAAAAGGCCAUUGAACACACUUUUGUACAUGUCCAUUUUUACUGUAUGUGCUUUUAUUGUCAAAUGAUAAUUAACCUCUGAGGAAAAAGGUCUUUUUAAUUUUUUUCCUAGAUUUUCCAUUGUCUUCAGGUCAUUUCCGAUUAUUUGGACUCUAUCACAGCGUUAUGGUUGACUGUUUUUUGGCAGGCUGUUUAAACGCGCUAUAUAUUGUUUUUUAAAAAAAAGCUCCAUUGAUGGGGUUAACCCCUUUAAUCCAAAACACUUUACACUCUGUUGAUGUCAGGAUGCAGGUUAUUUCACUCAGCCUGUAAUCCAAAAAAAUCAGAAGAAGAAGAAAGGAUUGUUUUAAGGUUUUUUGGGGAAAUAUUAAGAAAAGGAAACUUCCUGACCUCUAUGUACGACUUUUUCAGAUGGCUUGACUUGUUUUCUUUAUUAUUUAGAUUAUUUUAAAGUUUUCCAUAAGAAUAGAGACCACAGCAUUGUGAGUUAGCAAUGUAGUCAUGAUAAUUUUUAUUGUUGCUUUUUUUUGUCUCAUAUGAAAUGUUAAAGCUUGUACAUUAUUUUUUCAAAAAUCAUACCUCUUGAAAUAUUUGACUUUUGUUGUACCUUCAUAUCUUUUCAGAACAUCCAUCAUGUAGCUUUUGUUGGCUUAAUGAGUAGCACAAAUAGGUGGUUUUGUUUGUCCCUACUUGAAUGAAGAAGGAAGGAAAGAAAGACUUUUUUUCUGUAAAAAAACAAACAAGAAAAAAAAAACACUGGGCUACAUUUUAUAUAAUCAUCCCAUGUUGUCAGGGUCCUGCACAUCCUUGUAAAUUCAAUAAGUAAUCUUUCCGAUAUUGAAAGUUUCUUUUGAUAUAGGUAUAUUUAAACCAACCUUACUGAGCUCCACACUUUGUCUUAGUUGAAACGUUUUCUAUGCGUGCAAUGAUGUCAGCUGUAAAAUACUACAAAAUUCCUUGUCAGCAUUUUUUAAAUCCACCAUUAGGUCUGUAAUCUCAGUAAGAUUACAGACUGAGACAUCUGUUAGAGAAAAAAGACUUUAAACAAUGACAAAAUGGAAAAGCAUGGUGUGUAGAAAAUGUUAACAGUGUACCAGUUGCUGUCUUUUUCUGCUAAUUGUAAAAAUACUUAAAAGUGAACUGAUUGUUGCCGAGUAUGUAAAGAACUAACAUUUGAUGUGUUUAAAAAGGUCAUAGUAAUUAUAUGGAUAUAUCACUGAUCCGACCGUCUUAACUGAAAUCUUCAUGACUGAUAUCAUCGAACAAGCAUGUUCGGUGUCAAUGAUGUGCCAAAAGUAUAAGAAAAACUUCAUAAAGAUGAUACAAAUGUUGUUGGUUAAAAAAAACCCACCUAGCUACUGUCAGACAUUUAACAAACCUGUACAGUUUUAUAAAGUGUGACAUGUUUUUAUGUAAUGUACAGUAAUAUUUCUUUUCUGCUUUAUGUAUACAUUUUGAUUGUGUAGCUUUGUUUUCAUUUGGUUCUUGUUAUUUAAUUUUUUCUUCUUCCUUUAUUUCGCUGUACAAUACUCAAGUAAUGUAUGAUGGCUUAUUACAGGUAUUUUUUGACAUAAACAAUCUUAAUGAUAACAAAUGCCCAACCAUUCCAAAGGAUUGAAAACUGCAUUUGCUAUAAUUGUGCUGCUUAUAUCGACCCGAUGCAUUUUUGUAGGUUAUGGAUAGAAGUCUGUCGUGACUGUGAGGUUUUUACACAUUGUGAGUUGUGCACAAGGUACGUUUCUCAUUGUUGACAUUUUCCGGGUUUAAUCUCUCCGUACUUCUCAUCAGGCUCUUUGUGGAGGCUACGCCAAUUUGAAUCAACAACAAACAUGCAAUACUUCAUAUUCGAUGAUAUUAAAUGAUGUAAAGGUCAAGGGCAUACAAAGCAUGUUUCAAAAGGCCUGUGGCUUUCUGCAGCUUGGAUAAUGUUUGAGAGGCAGCCAAUGAUAGGAAAGAUUGAUUGUCAAGCAGUGAGAAGGAGCUUUGAGUUUUAGCAGCUCUUUUAGAAGCUCCACAGUUACAAGUUGUUACCAAAGGCUUUGAAGGGAAAGAUGAAUGUUGCAGUGAAUUUUGAACCUAGCCCACUUUGGGUUCAACUUUACAUGCUGUAAGUGUUGAUCGAUGGAUGUUGUGCUUAAAAUGGACCUUUUUCUACAUCUCAAAUGAGCAACUUUUGUUAUUUUUUAAAAAUAGCUUGAAUGAACAAACCUGUUAAAUCUUACAAGCAAAUAUAAAGAAUAAAAAAAGACAAAGUGAACGAGCAGUCUAGCAGACCAUAUCUGUCACUUACCGGGUGGUCCUGCUUGACUGCCUGUACCGACGGUGCGGCUCCUUACCAGAGCAAUGCACAAUGACAAAAGUUUUUUUGCUCAAGCGAUGGAUAUUUUUGCCAUGAAAGGAUUUGUCUGUUUCAGUUUAUUGAAUGACCUCCCUUUGAUAACAGAGAGCCUCUCACCAGCCUCUUGGUUCUGUUCCCUGUACCUGUUUUGUCCUCAGUGUACCUCCUCAGUGUAAUGUCGCUCUCUUGAUACCUCUGUGCGUUUCUCCUCUGCCCAUCACCAUCAGUUGCCUGUUGUAGUGACUCCAUGGUGCUGCCUCCCCUCUCAGCACCAAUAUAAUCUAAUCUGUAAAUAACUCUUGACUCAGCUAUGGCCAGUACAUCCAACGACCUCAGUCUAACCCUUCAGGUGUCAUGUUUUCUCUCUAUCUCUCAGCAAACCAAAAUCACUACAUUCAAGUAUUACAGUUGUACAGUUCCUCGGACUUUACAUGCAUUCAAUGUGCUGGUCUUAGCUGCUCUGCUGUACCUUUUUAUGGCAUUAUUUUUUACAUGUUAGACAAUAUAUUGUGACCAUGUCCUAUGCAAAUAUGAAAAAUAACAGAUUGUUGAAUAAUGUAUGUUGUCAUAACUUGUAUGCAUGAAAUAGUGAAGUUUACAUUUGGAAAUAAAUUCAUAAAAUAAUCAGCUA